Molecule: messenger RNA, 639 nt
Organism: Suncus etruscus (white-toothed pygmy shrew)
Lineage: Eukaryota; Metazoa; Chordata; Mammalia; Eulipotyphla; Soricidae
Product: ubiquitin-conjugating enzyme E2 R2-like
Biological process (GO): ubiquitin-dependent protein catabolic process; protein polyubiquitination
Molecular function (GO): ubiquitin conjugating enzyme activity
Source: RefSeq, a predicted model, not a curated record
AUGACAAAAAAGCAAAGUUCUUUUCACCCACCUGUAGAUGACCCACAGAGUGGAGAACUGCUCUCUGAAAGGUGGAAUCCUCCUCAGAAUGUCAGGACCAUCCUCUUAAAUGUAAUCUCAUUGCUUAAUGAACCCAACACCUUCUCCCCAGCCAAUGUGGAUGCAUCAGUUAUGUUCAGGAAAUGGUGGAACGGUAAAGGAAAAGAUAAAGAAUAUGCUGAAAUCAUUAGGAAACAGGUUUCAGCCACUAGAGCUGAAGCAGAGGAGGAUAGAGUGAGUCCUACAACCUUGAAGGAAUACUGCAUCAAAACUAAAGUGCCUUCCAAUGACAACAGUUCAGAUUUGCUUUAUGACAACUUGCAUGAUGACGACAUUGAUGAUGAAGAUGAUGAGGAAGAAGAUGCUGACUGUUAUAAUGAUGAUAAUUCUGGGAAUGAAGAAUUUUUUGGGGGCCCAAAGUGUCUUGCAGUGCUUCAGUCACCCAAAUCCCAACGUUUACAGGCAGUAGAUUGGUCUUGUUCUAGGACCCCUAAAAUUCAAUCUCCUCCCCUAAUUGCUGAAGAAAUUCUCCUAGGGCAGGGCAGGUAUUUUAGCAUUGUGAUUGUGAGAGGUGCUACGCUGCUCAGCUUUGUCCCAUAG